Molecule: messenger RNA, 2150 nt
Organism: Pyricularia oryzae 70-15
Lineage: Eukaryota; Fungi; Ascomycota; Sordariomycetes; Magnaporthales; Pyriculariaceae
Exons: 3
Coding region: 322-1725 (467 amino acids)
Source: RefSeq, a predicted model, not a curated record
GUUCCAUAAUAUUUUCUCAACCCGCAUUUUGCUGCCACCACAAUCCGAUCCGCUACACCAAAAAAAAACCGAGAAAUCAGACAACCGCAACACCAACGCUAGUGGUUCUUACUUUUUGGUCUCUUUUUUUUUUUUUUUUUUCUAUUCCUCCCUCCUCCAACUCUCUCUCCUGCAAAAAAGUCUUUGACCGCUCUGCUGUUCACUUGCUUCGGCUCUCUCUCGCGAAUUGGAGCGCGAGGAGAGAGAUUCUGGCCUACUUUUGUCCUGAGUGAAUCAUAAGACAACCCCGAGGUAUCCACCCCUCGCUGUCCAACUUCGGCGAUGGCCUCCUCAAAGGAAAUGCAAACUUCGAGGCCAUUGACGCACCGCCCUCCGAUCCCAACCACACAAAGUUCAGCUUCGUUGAUCACUCGACAAACCCAUACGAGAACGAAUUCCUACUCGACUUUGAGCGCCUCCCUCAAUGCUAGCCAUCGUGUCACUCGUCGAAAGAGCAUGACGAGCUCUGCUGCCAGUGCUGCAGUUGUUGCGGCGGCGCUCAGCGGAGCGGCUGAGUUGGUGGGGGAGAAAACAUCCGUAGGACCAGUUGCCAUCGGCGGGCGCCGUAACACCCUGACCAAGUCCGGCAUCUCCCGCGCCAUGCUGGCCGCAAGCCUCCCUAUCGAACAGGCUGGCAGCCUUUCAGUCCCGUCCAAGGAGGCCGAAGUUCAGAGCAAGGAUGGUAACCUAGACACGUUGGAGAGUGCCAUUGACGACGACCCGCUCGAGACCCUUGCCGACGACCCGGAAACACCGUCCCAGGACGGCAGGAUGCGUCGUGCUAGUGAUGGCCAGCCCUUGGUAAAAGAGGGAGGCAGCAGGAAAAUAAACCGAGUUGAGCUCCGUUGCGACAAGUGCGGCAAAGGAUACAAGCAUAGCAGUUGCCUAACCAAGCAUUUGUGGGAGCACACUCCUGAAUGGUCAUAUACCUCCAAGCUUCUGAUAUCGAAGCACCAGCAGGUCCAGCUUCUUGAAGCGGCCUCUGUGCUCGUAACCAUGAACAACUUGCCAGAGAUGACGACUCCACCAGAGCCAGCGAACGAGUACGCUAGCGAUCGGGAUUCUGCAUCCCCAGCAGCUUCGGGCUACUCUGAACUGAUGGAUGGGCGCAGCUCGGCCGACACGACACCGCCGCCUCAGUUGGACGGGUCGUAUAAUAUAAUAUCAAAACGCUACAGCAAUGGUAGUGGCUUUGGUCGUUCAUACCAGUCGGCCGUGUCCGUGGCAUCUCUGGCGAGCAGCGCCCCUAAUGGACACGGGUUCGGUCAUGGGGGCCACUUCCGCCAGCUCAGCCAAGAGCACCGUCCACUAUCUUCGGGCAAAAAUGCCACUGGUCAGGAGGAUCAGGAUCUCGCUGCUGCCGUUGAACUUCUUAGCUGCAGCUUCAACAGCAACAACGGCCAUCGUUCUGUGCACCUCCCCCCGGACGCCCCUCCAGUCCCACCGCUUCCAGCACAGUACCUCGAUCAGGCAGCCGGAGCAGGGUUCAUCAACAGCUUUCCAAGGCACGCUCCUGAAAGUUUCCUUCGAGGGUCUCGACUCGAAAGCGAGAUGCGGCACCGUGGCGAUGUCAGCAUGGAAGAGAGCGCUGAUAGUACGAUGGACGACGAUGACGAUGACUCGAGAUACCGGGCUCGAAGCGACGAUGACGAUGAUGGCGUGUUCGGUCGCAUGGAAGUGGAAUAGCGAGACUGGUCGAUCGAUUUCUGCCUGAGUUCUUCGCACGCGGAGUUCGGUAGUAAUAGGCUAGGGAGAAUCGCUCUCGUUUGUAAAACCUAUAUUGAGCCUGGUUUCCAGGUGGCUCGCCUUGACCCGAUAUUCUUGGCACCGAAGAGUGGACAGCCGGCUCCCUUCUGAAGUAUAGCAUGGGGAGCGACAUGUUUCCAUGAGGUUAAAGCAGGAGUCAACAGAGCGUCAACGAGCACCUAAUCGGUACAGGGCAUACGCCCGUUUCAGGAUUGAACCUAGAAAGAAAAAGAAGAAAAAAAACCAAACAAAAUAAGAAACCAGCGUCUACGCUAUGAGAACCUACACUUGCAGAUGGUCUAUAUGCUGUGAAAUGGAGAAAUUCCAAACCACUUGAUGAAAUCCACUGACAAUCCGGGAGACCC